Molecule: messenger RNA, 1996 nt
Organism: Tarenaya hassleriana
Lineage: Eukaryota; Viridiplantae; Streptophyta; Magnoliopsida; Brassicales; Cleomaceae
Product: probable pectinesterase/pectinesterase inhibitor 47
Exons: 6
Coding region: 75-1823 (582 amino acids)
Biological process (GO): cell wall modification
Molecular function (GO): pectinesterase inhibitor activity; pectinesterase activity
Source: RefSeq, a predicted model, not a curated record
ACUGUAGUACUUAGUAGAUUCACAGGAGCCCCACCAAAAAAAAAAAAUAGAGGAAGGAAAGCAAAGAGAACAAAAUGCAAAGAGUGGAGUACUCUAAGUCAUGUCUCUUGCUCGUGUCCCUUGUCUUGCUGUCAUGGCCAUUGCUGACGUCACAGUCACCGCAGACUCCGUCAUCAUCACAGUCAACUACCGCCGCGUGUAAGUCAACUCCCUACCCGAAGCUCUGCCGUACGAUCCUCGGUGCCUUCAAAUCCUCACCGUCCGAUCCCUUCCGUUACGGCAAAUUCACCGUCAAGCAAUGCCUCAAACAAGCUCGCCGUCUCUCCAAGGCUUUCCACCGCUUUGCCCAACUCGUCGAGGCCAACCAGGCCAUUUCAACUCCCGAGGAGGUCGGUGCGGUGGCGGACUGCGGCGAACUGGCGGAUCUAAGCGUGGAUUACCUGGAGACGGUCGAGGAGGAGCUGAAAGGGGCGGAGGUGAUGACGGAAGCGCUCGUGGAGCGGGUGACUAGCCUUUUGAGCGGCGUCGUUACGAACCAGCAGACGUGUCUCGACGGCCUGGACGAGGCCAAGAGCCAGUUCGCGGCCGCGGCUAUGGGAACGCCGCUAGGGAACCUCACGCGCCUAUACAGCGUGUCGUUGGGGCUUGUGACACACGCGCUCAACAAGAAUCUCAAGAGGUACAAAGGCUCGAGGAAGAACAUCUUCGGUGGUUCUCACAAUGUUGUGCGUGAGCCUCUCGAGACUUUGAUCAAGGUGUUACGCAAAACGUGCGACAAGGAAAAAGAGUGUGGCCGGAAAAUAGAGAGGAGGACGGGGGAGCUGGGCCAGACGAGCGGCGGAUCAGUCCUCGUCCGGGAAGCUGUGACCGUCGGUCCGUACGAAACCGACAACUUCACAACCAUAUCCGCCGCCGUGGCGGCCGCGCCCAACAAUACGAACCCGGAAGACGGCUACUUUGUCAUCUACGCGAGGGAAGGCCUCUACGAGGAAUACGUCGUCGUUUCUAAGAACAAAAGGAACGUUUUGCUCAUCGGCGACGGCAUCAACAGGACUGUUAUUUCCGGGAAUCACAGUUUCGUCGAUGGUUGGACCACGUAUAACUCUUCAACCUUCGCGGUGGCCGGAGAGCGAUUCGUGGCGGUGGACGUGACGUUCAGGAACACGGCCGGGCCACAAAAGCAUCAGGCCGUGGCAUUGAGGAGCAACGCCGACUGGUCCACGUUCUAUCGGUGCAGCUUCGAGGGUUAUCAAGAUACUCUUUACGUUCACUCUCUUAGACAGUUCUAUCGUCAAUGCGACAUCUACGGUACAAUCGAUUUCAUAUUCGGAAACGCAGCUGCAGUGUUCCAGAACUGUAACCUAUAUGCCCGAAAACCGAUGGACAAGCAAAAAAACGCAUUCACGGCUCAAGGACGGACCGAUCCUAACCAGAAUACGGGAAUCUCCAUCCAAAACUGCACAAUCCAAGCGGCCGCAGACCUAGCAGCCGACCAGAACUCGACCUGGACGUUCUUGGGACGGCCGUGGAAACCCUACUCGCGCACGGUUUACAUGCAAUCGUACAUCAGCGACGUGGUCCAUCCUCUCGGGUGGCUCGAGUGGAAUGGGACCGUCGGGCUCGACACGUUAUAUUACGGCGAGUACGAGAAUUUCGGACCGGGGUCCAACACGGGUUCUAGGGUUCAGUGGCCUGGUUACAGUUUGAUGAACUUGACUCAAGCCCUGAACUUCACUGUCUAUAACCUAACCGUGGGCGAUACUUGGUUGCCUCAGACGGAUAUUCCCUUCUAUGGAGGAUUGGUUUCACAACGAGUGGUUUGAUUAAAUAGCACGUGUUACAUGUGUUGACGUUAUUGGUAUAAGUGUAUUGAAAUUAAUUCGAUUAGUUGUUGUUGGGGAUUUGAAUUUACUGUAAUAAUUCCAUGUGUCGAGGAUAUACUAUUGAGGAAAUUAAUGUGUAAUUGAGAUAAUGCAAUGCCAAGACCGUUUCUGAA